Messenger RNA from Aspergillus sclerotioniger CBS 115572, 3720 nucleotides. RefSeq names its product histone methyltransferase SET1 (gene set1). Gene Ontology annotation, cellular component: Set1C/COMPASS complex. The transcript has 2 exons. Lineage: Eukaryota; Fungi; Ascomycota; Eurotiomycetes; Eurotiales; Aspergillaceae. Bases 1 to 3720 code for a protein of 1239 amino acids. Gene Ontology annotation, molecular function: protein binding; nucleic acid binding; histone H3K4 methyltransferase activity. The record is from RefSeq and is a predicted model, not a curated record.
AUGUCGCGCUCAUCAGCUGGAUUUGCAGACUUCUUUCCAACCGCACCGUCCGUCCUCCAGAAAAAGCGCAAGUCCACCCGGGAGCGGCAUCGCUCUGGGGCCCAUACGGAUCGAGAGAAUAGCGAUGAAGGGCCUACACUUCUCUCAGAGCCUAAAGCGAUCCAUGAUUCGACACCAAGGCUUUAUGCGGAGGAUGGGAAGAUAGCGUCUGCUGUCAAUGGCGAUGGUCCCUCAAGUUCUGCAAGCGUGAGCGUCUCGGCUUCCCGCUCAUCGACCCAUAAUCAAAGCACGGCAUAUGGCAAUGAAGCACACCUGGAUACGCUUACACCGCUCACUAAUGCAGAAUCGUCGCCUACCCAGAAGCUAAGUCCAUCCCACGCAAGGGCGAUAAAUGGGAUUAAUGAGAGUUCGCGUAUUUCCAAGACCGAGGAAAUCAAGCCUGCCAUGACCCCUCUACAAACCCCGCCGACGCCGCGGUCGCAGAGUCGCCCUGCUGGAAAUGUGAGGGGUUGGAAGUUGACGUAUGAUCCUGAUUCUGAGAAACGAAUGUCCUCAAAAGAAAAGCGAAGAAAAGCGCGUUACGCGGACAUUGUCUCAAAUGGACAAGACGAUCGACCGGCAGACCCUCGUCUCAAAAUUCCUAAUUAUUCGCGUGGUGCUGGUUGCAAGCAGAAGACAAAGUAUCGACCGGCUCCUUACUCAUUGAAACACUGGGGAUACGACGCUUCGACAACCAUUGGUCCUGGACCCCCGGUACAGAUAGUAGUCACUGGGUUUGAUCCUUUGACUCCAAUUGCUCCAAUCAACGCAUUGUUCUCAAGCUUCGGAGACAUUGCUGAAAUCAACAACCGCACUGAUCCAAUAACCGGUAGAUUCCUUGGUGUAUGUUCUGUCAAAUACAAAGAUAGUGCGUCGUUCAGAGGAGGCGGACCUGUUCUUGCGGCCAGCGCGGCCAGGCGAGCCUAUUAUGAAUGCAAAAAAGAGCAGCGCAUUGGAACGCGCAGGAUCAGGGUUGAGCUAGACCGUGAUGGCAUCGUCUCGGAGAAGAUAGUCAUAAGGACAAUUGACUCUCAGAGGAUGGGAGACAAGAAUAAUUUCCUAGUCGCAGAAGAGCUCAAGGCAGACAUUCCGACAAAGAACAAUGAGCCUCCUCCAACGGCCCCCAAAGGCCCUUCAGGAAGGUCCUUGUUACGUCCUGCGGCUACCGUCCCCGAAGGACCAAGGGCAAGCUUCUUGAGGCCUGCUGCGCCAUCACUGGUUGAAGAAAUCCCUAUAUUGAGUCAGAUCAAACGCGACCCGUAUAUUUUCAUCGCACACUGCUAUGUACCGGUGCUCAGUACUACCGUUCCGCACCUAAAGAAAAGACUCAAAUUGUUCGAUUGGAAAGACAUCCGUUGCGAUAAAACUGGGUAUUACAUUGUUUUCGAGAAUUCGAGACGCGGCGAGGAGGAAACUGAGCGGUGCUACAAGAUGUGCCACAUGAAACCCCUAUUCACGUACAUCAUGAACAUGGAAAGCCAGCCCUAUGGAAAUCCUAACUACGAGCGGAGUCCGAGUCCCCAACGAUUGCAGGCCGAACAGCGAGAGCGAGCCGAAAAGAAUAGGCUGAAAAGGGAAGCAGAAUUGGAUGUUGAGGAAGAGAAGCGACAACGUGCCAUUGAUCUGGACCCAUGCAAAGAGGUGAUGGCAAUAAUCAUCCGGGAUUUGAGGGAUAAACUGCUUGAAGAUGUGAAGUCUCGAAUCGCUGCGCCGGCUUUGUAUGACUACCUGGAUCCAGAUAGACAUGCGACAAAGAGGAAGAAACUGGGCAUCCCUGACCCGGAGGGGGCCAAAAGGCCUAUGUUCCGGAUUGAUGUUGACAGCUCAGCUGGCACGCCGGAUUCGCGCUCCGACCUGUCAACCGGUCGAAAUCCUCUGAGUUCGUCUGGCCUCAACAUACUUGCUCUUCCACGAAUUAGAAAGGCCCACCGGCUGGAUCGCACAAAUACUGCCUUUUUGGAUGAGAGACGGAAACAACCUCUAAGAAGAAAAGAGGUCAGGCCACUUUACCAUCGACUCCAGCAACUACACGAUGUGGACGAUUCAGACGAUGAGCAGAGGACACCCUUUACAAGGGACACCGAAGAUUUGGAUAGUCGUGCCCCAAGUCGAUUGAGUUCUGAGACCUCUGAUUCAGAAGAAGACGUGGAUACGUUCACUUCUGAAACACUGGAUUUAUCUGUUGCAGGAAGGCAGAUCGAUAGCGAUAGGUCUCGUGACAUAGAAAAUUCGAAGAACGAUAUAUCUCCUGGUUCACCCAAUGAGGCUCAACAGCAUGUCACCCGCGAUCUCUCCCCCUUAUCCCGCAAAAGGAAACGGGAUGAUGAGAGAGCCAGGGCGCGGAAGAGGCAAAAAGAGGAUGUUGGAUUCUUCGAUGGGGACGAUGCGGGGCCAGAGGAGAAUCAGGUCGUGAGACGCUCGUCACCUGGGCCAGGAUCCAUCCUGGACGACGUCUCAGCGGCGGAUGACCCCUCUGUAACCAUCACAGAUCCUGCAGGCUCUCAAUGCCAUAUACUGGUAGACGGGCAGAAAGAUGACGCAGUGGCUCUUAUGCGCUCAUGGAGCUCUAAUGUUGAAUUUGAAGGCAUUGGCAAGGAUCAUCGCCAUCUAAUAUCCUCCGUUGGGAAUUUUGAGCAUGGUAAGCAGCGGGAUGGACCUAGAACGGAGAUUGAGUGGCGAGUGUCAAAUGACGAGCCUCGUUCAACGGUCGAGGAUGAUGAAUCAAUUGUGCUAGAUCUCGAUGGUUGGCAAAAUUUGAUAAAGGACGAGGAGGACCUGUGCUUUCUCCGUGAUGUCCUGGGCGAGGUCUCGAGGUCUAAUGUCGGGAACCUUUCGGCUUGGGCCUGGAGACAGAAGGAAAUUAAGGCACUCAAUCGCCCGGAAGAGUCUGGACCAGUACAUGAGGAGACUAGCAUUCCCGGCUACUACGUCUCAAAUAUCACCGGUGCAGCGAGGACCGAAGGAAGAAAGCGAAUCUUGGAGUCAGAAAAAUCGAAAUAUUUACCACAUCGAAUUAAAGUCCAAAGGGCUCGUGAGGAACGAGAAGCCAGGGCAAAGAGUGAUCCACACGCUGUUGCUGCUGAAGCGGCAAGGAUUGCUGCAGCAAAAACAAUAUCCAAGUCCACUUCCCGAUCAACAAGGGUCAAUAAUCGCCGUCUUAUUGCCGAUAUCAAUGCUCAGAAACAGGCUCUUCCCACCCCGAGUGGCGAUGGUGAUGUUCUCCGGUUCAAUCAGUUGAAAAAGCGGAAGAAACCAGUUCGCUUCGCCCGGUCAGCUAUCCAUAAUUGGGGCCUGUAUGCAGAGGAGAACAUAUCUGCGAAUGAUAUGAUCAUCGAAUACGUGGGAGAGAAGGUGCGGCAACAGGUUGCAGACAUGCGAGAAAGGCGUUAUUUGAAGAGCGGAAUUGGUAGCAGUUACCUUUUUCGUAUCGACGAGAACACCGUUAUAGACGCCACAAAGCGCGGCGGAAUUGCCAGGUUUAUCAACCAUAGUUGUACGCCGAAUUGCACUGCCAAAAUAAUUAAAGUCGAUGGCAGCAAGCGGAUCGUCAUAUAUGCUUUACGUGACAUUGAAAGGGACGAAGAACUGACCUAUGACUACAAAUUUGAGAGGGAGUGGGAUAGUGAUGAUAGGAUUCCAUGCCUUUGUGGUUCGACUGGGUGUAAAGGGUUCCUCAACUAA